Messenger RNA from Neolamprologus brichardi, 3225 nucleotides. RefSeq names its product interleukin 4 receptor, tandem duplicate 1 (gene il4r.1). The record is from RefSeq and is a predicted model, not a curated record. Gene Ontology annotation, cellular component: external side of plasma membrane. Gene Ontology annotation, molecular function: protein binding; cytokine receptor activity. NCBI's taxonomy places the organism in Eukaryota, Metazoa, Chordata, Actinopteri, Cichliformes, Cichlidae. Gene Ontology annotation, biological process: immunoglobulin mediated immune response; cytokine-mediated signaling pathway.
AACAGGAAGACUGCGAGACUCGGGCGUAAGCAGCGUUCGCGUACUCAGGAUAUAGACCGUAGCUGAGUAUUUUCCAUAGCAGAAAAAAUGCACUAAGUCGUCAUACAAUGGAUUCAAAUAGACGAGUCUGCAACAGGAUCUCUGUUAUCUUCCUUCUUUUAGGGCACAUCGUGACUGUUCCCUUUGGAAAUAAUCAGACAACUAACUCCAGUCUUGACUGUACCAACGACUUUGACGAGCUGAUGUUGUGUCAGCUGGAGCUACAAAACUGCACUGAGUACAGUUUGACUCUCCAGAGUGAAGACGGUAAGAAGAAUUGCUUUUUACAACAGUGUGGCACUGGACAAUGUUGUUGCUCCUUUCAACUGAUACUUGUGCUUGGAGAAACUCACACAGCAUCUAUCUGGAAAGAUGGCAACGUCAUGGAGUCAAAAGUUUUCAGUGUCACAGAGGGCAUAAAACCAAAAACUCCAACAAUCAAAUCAGUCAAUGAACUCGAAGGGAAUUUUGAAGUCAAGUGGACGUCAAACAUGGAGGGAUUUAUAAACAAUGAAAUGACUGCUGUGGUGACUUACUAUAAAAAUGGAGAAACAGAAAAGACAACUGGACAUUUCAAACCAGCCACAGUUGAUGGACUAAAUUACUAUGCAAUAAAAGGUCAAGACCUGGAUCCAAGUUCAGCAUAUGUGGUCAGCGUGAAAAGCUUCAUAAGUCUGAGUGGCAAGUUCAGUGACAGUAGCGAAGAGUGGGAAUUUGAAACUGCUCGCUCCCCACACUACCUGCUCGUGGUUAUCAUCAUCUGCCUCAGUAUUGCUGCCGUCAUCUUAAGCGCUGUUAUGUGUCGCUGUUAUGUCAAGUAUAAAAGAAACUGGUGGGAUGUAGUUACCAAACCUCCAAAUCCAAGCUUUCUUAAUAUCUAUCCAAGCAAGGAACAGGUCUUAAAACCUGAGCCAUCCAUUACUUCCACUAUCUGUGUUGAGCCCCUUAUACCAGAUGACAGUAAACUGGGGUCGAAGAUGUCACUGACAGACACAAGCAGUGGAAGCCUUCAGCAAAGCAGUGGGAUCAGCACGGGCUCCUCCGAUCUCAGUUAUGCGAAUGCCGAACCCCCUGAGACUAUGAACGAAGAACCUCCUAUCACUAAAGCUGUUCAUGAUGUGCUUUCUAAACUUUUCCUGAAUAUUAGCCCCAUAUCACCAGUGACCACCAGUCCCCUUACACAAUUAAUGAAUAUGCAAAAAAGCGAUUUAUGCUCAGCUCCCUACAGUCCGUGUAGUGUCCAAGCUAAUGACACCAGUUCAGGAUCAUCUGUAUUUGAAAAUAAAACCUAUUCCCUCCUAAUUCCCGUCUCUGAACAUCAGGCCAUGACGGGCGACUUGGAGGCACAGGAGAAGGCUGAAAUGCUUUGUGUCCCUGAUUACCAUCCCAGUAAGAGCGACAUGGAAAUUUGUCCUCAUCAGCUGCUACCAUCUUGUCAAGUUCCUGCUCAGCAAGAUUCUGGUUCAUUUCUAAGGCAACCAGACAUGCCAUAUCAAUCCUACAAAGCAGAUUCUGGGACAUUUUCGUAUGAAGAAGACACCAGCUUGUCCUCUGUCUCUAGUGGGACUAACGCAUCUGAUUCUUGUGAAUUUUCAUCCAGAGCUGAGGCAGAGUUUGAGAGCACUGAUGAGGUCAUCAGUGGUAAACCAAAGCUAGGUGAAGAGGUCACAAUUUGUGAUGAAAAUCCCUGUUAUGGUUGUGUGCCUAAAGGGUCAAACAGCUUUCUUGCAAUGGAUGAUGACUACCAGGCACUUCCAAGUCUGGAGAAGCAACCUGAUAUUUUGCUUUUAGAGCAAGGAAAUGGUGAGUACGAAAAAUUAUUCAAAAAGACUCCUCAAAGCAUCUUAAGUGAAGUCUUUCCAGGUUUUAUCCACAAUGUCCAGGGCGGGCAGCUCCAAAUACCUUUCCCCCCCUUAAUGUCUGUUGACCACUCUGUGCCAAUAAUUACAGAUGCUGGCUAUCAAGCUGUGUAGCACUGUGACUGUGACCUAUGUUUCAUUCUUGUACUUGGAAACGGUUUUAAAAUUAUUGUAACUCAAGAGCCAUUUAGUGUCUGUUUUUUGCAUUGCAUGGGAUCUUUACACUGUAAGUCCUGCUUUUACAUAUAAAUGUAUACAUUUUUCAAUAUAGAGCAUCCACAGGUAUUCAUUCUGAAAACAUUUCAACUGUAAAUACUUUCUUUCUGAUGUUUUUGAUUGAAAAUUGUGAAGUAUCCAUGAAAUUUCCACAUAAAAUGACCGAUAUCAGAUAUCAACCUGUAGCCUUAAUAUUUUCAGUAUUUGUUUUCUACAAAGGGAUAGGCAAAACAGCUCCUAUCACAUCAUUUAUCUACAUUCCACAUCUGAUAUUGAACAAAGUGAAUUUUCUUUCUUCUUUUUGUUCAGUUUGGUUUGUGUUGCCGUUUGUUUUUAAAUGUCAUUCUGCAUUUCUUUUUGAAAACACAUUCCUUAAAUGCAUAAAGGCUGAGAUGACUAAGCUGUAUCAAAUCUGUCUAAAAUGUCAACUCAGUAAUCCUCUUGAGCCAUUUUAGAGUUUUCAUUUAAAUCUCAGUUUAAAAGAAUAGAAAAGAUAGACAAUUUGCCCAUUAAGUCUAAACCUUUUAAGUAGGAAUUACAUUGGAAAUGGCUGCACUCUCUGACUAAAACAAGCCGCAACACUUAUCUGCCCUUCAGGGCUGCUGUUCAGAGUUAUGAAAUUACUUCCUCAUUGCUCUUCUUUGGAACUGUUGAUCCGUUUCCACAGAAGCACACGUCAUCGCCUUCAGCAUGUUGUAGUUGUCAAAAUAAAAACAUAGUUACUUUUUAAUAUAUGCAACUGAAAGAAACAACUUUAUUCUGUAUUUGGGUGAUGUGAAUCUUAAUAUCACAAUUUUCUGUUGUAUAAAACAGUUCAAAUAAAUGUGAAUACUUCUGAGUUGUGUUUCCUUCAACGAGACAAAAAGGUUUGAAUGAUCCACAACAAGCUUUGUCUGCUGUGUGCUUUUGGUAUACCAAAGUAUAAGAUUAUAUCUUAUACAUAAUUGAAUUGACCAUAAUGCAAAAUACAACUGAAAAGUAUAUACCUUAAGUAGGAUACAUGUUAUUUGUAUUUUGGAUCCCCAUGUAGUAAAUAUGUGUACUUAAACAUGACAGUGGACUAAUGUAAACUAGUGUUUAUGUGCUACUUAAAAUAAAGACAUCAAGCAUU